CAUGGGGGCGUUUGCUAUUUUAGUGCGAAGAACACGGGCGACGUGCGGGAGACGAAGCCAUGAUCGCGCGAGAUCGCUUCUAGCGCAUUUCGUCGUCGGGGGCAGCUGCGUUGCGGUGUGGGGUCAUGGAGCAGAAGGACAGCAGCGGAGGAGGGCUGGCGCGGCGGGUGAUGCUGGACGGGAGCGGGAGGGAGAUGGACUCGCCGCGGUUCAGGGCGAUCCUGCGGGCGACGAGCGGGCGGCGGAAGCGGGCGACCGACGUGAAGAGCUUCUCGCACGAGCUCAACGCGCGUGGGCCGCACCACCCGCUGCAGCAGCGGAAGCCGCGCGGCUGCGCGAACAGCCCGGAGGAGUUCAUCGGCGCCAUCAGGACCAAGUUCAUCAAGCUCAAGGAUGAGGUCGACGCCGAGCUCGGGGUGUUCGCCGGGGACCUCGUCGGCGCGCUCGACAAGGCCGAGGGGGAUGAGGAACGCGUCGUGCUCGAGGACCUGCUCGUCGUCGCGCAGCGGUGCGCGGAGAUGAGCCCCGAGGAGUUAUGGGUCAAGUGCGAGGGCAUCGUCCAGGGCCUCGACGACCGCCGCCAGGAGCUCACCGCCGGCGUCCUCAAGCAGGCCCACACCCGCGUCCUCUUCAUCCUCACGCGAUGCACCCGCCUCCUCCAGUUCCGCAAGGAAGGCGGCGGAUACAUCGCCGACGACGACAAGCAGCACGUCCUCGGUCUGCACCAACUCAGCGACCUCGGCCUCUACCCCUUCCAGGUUGCCGGCGGCUCGGGCGAGCUCGGCCGCAAGAGCACCUCCAGCUUGACCGAGCUCAAGGAGAGGCUCAUCAGGCGGAGGAUGCUGGAGCACAAGCAACUCACCCUCGACUUCUCCGCGGGCCGUGUCUCGUCGGGAGACACCGGUGACUCCCCCGGCAGCGGCGGCAAGAUCUCAUCUUGGAAGAAGCUGCCAUCCCCCGCCGAGAAGAACCUGCGCAAGAGCACGGAAUCAAUAACAGCAGCAGCAGCGGCAGAGGAGAAGACCACCCCGACCAAGAAGAAGGCCAUUACCAGGAACAAGGCCGCCGUGGAUGAGAUCGUCGAGAGGAUUGAUGCAGCUAGCAUUCACCCCGACGGUCUGUCAUAUCUGGCGGACUCUGCUGUGAAGCUUGAGGUUCCAUCCCAGUACCCAGAGGCCCAGCAGAUCAUCGUCGAUGGGAAGCCGAGGAUGAUAUGCAGAAUCUGUGACUUUGAGAUCCCCAUGGUCUGCGCAGAAGGCCACUUCAUAGUGUGCACAUUGGCUGAUCGGUGUGAUUCAAAGGGCCUGAAUACAGACCAGAGGCUGCAGAGGGUUGCCGAGGUGCUCGGGAGGGUUAUGGCUUGCUUUGAAGCAAAGAGCCCUCACAUUGCAGAAUGUAAUCAUCACGAGACUGCAAGGGGUAGCACAUCGAGUUUAACGGAAUCCGAUGGAUCCAUAGAUCAUGAUAAUCUGUCUCAUCUGUUGACACUGCCGUCGACAGAGUUGUUUUCAGAAGGAGCACUCACACCGGCAUCAGGCAGCAUGCCACAGUCCCCAUUGCUGACACCAAGAACUAGCCACGCAGAGUCACAACUGACUAAACACAAGGCAUUCGUUGAACUAGAGAAUUUUCAGCAGGUUGAAAGCUUAAUGACCAUUGCUAGAGGCAUCGAGAGCAUUAAAAACUAUGAGUACAACUCGCUGGAGGACUUGAGCUCUUACCUAGAAGAUCUGAAUGCUGUUAUUGACACAAGGAAGGUGGAUGCCCUUGUUGUGGAGACGUUUGGAAGAAGGAUAGCCAAGUUACUGCAGGAGAAAUUUAUUCAACUAUGCGGACAAAUAGAGGAUGCAAACACUGAAUCAUUAGGUCCAAUAGACGAAGACGGUCCUAUGGAGAGUAGUGUAAGCUCAAGAACAAGCCAGAUGAAUGGAAAAUUCAAGGAUCGUACUUCAAUUGAGGACUUUGAAAUUAUAAAGCCAAUCAGCCGUGGUGCAUUUGGGCGUGUAUUUCUUGCAAAGAAAAGGGUAACAGGAGACCUUUUUGCCAUCAAGGUGCUCAAAAAGGCUGAUAUGAUCCGCAAGAAUGCCGUAGAGAGCAUCUUGGCAGAACGUGAUAUCUUAAUAUCAGCUCGCAACCCAUUUGUGGUACGAUUUUUCUACUCCUUCACAUGUAGGGAAAACCUUUAUCUUGUUAUGGAGUACUUGAAUGGAGGAGAUCUUUACUCCCUCUUGAGAAACCUAGGCUGCUUAGAUGAAGAUAUGGCAAGGACAUAUAUAGCUGAACUUGUUCUUGCAUUGGAGUAUCUGCAUUCUAUGAAUGUGAUUCAUCGUGAUUUGAAGCCCGACAACCUUUUAAUCUCUCGUGAUGGCCAUUUAAAGUUGACUGAUUUUGGGCUAUCAAAAGUUGGUCUUAUCAAUAGUACGGAUGAUUUGUCUGGUCCAGAUGUCAGCAGUGUUCUUCUAGGUGACCAUCAACCAACAGAUGCAGAACAACGUGCACAGAAGCGAGAGCAAAGGCAAAAGCAGGCAGCUGUGGGCACUCCGGACUAUUUGGCCCCUGAGAUACUGUUAGGGAUGACCCAUGGUCCAACUGCGGAUUGGUGGUCAGUUGGUAUCAUCCUCUUUGAGCUUCUUGUGGGAAUUCCUCCAUUCAACGCUGAGCACCCACAGAUAAUAUUUGAUAAUAUAAUGAAUCGGGAAAUACCUUGGCCACAAGUACCGGAGGAACUGAGUUUUGAAGCAUAUGACUUGAUUGACAAGUUGCUAAGUGAGAACCCUGUACAAAGAUUAGGAGCGACUGGUGCUGGAGAGGUAAAAGCUCAUCCUUUCUUCAAAGAUGUAAACUGGGAUAUGCUUGCCAGACAAAAGGCUGCAUUUAUUCCUUACACAGAUGAUGAAUAUGAUACAAGUUAUUUUGCCUGCCGUCACACAUGGGACGAUCAAGUGAAUGUAGCCUCUAACGAGUACGAUGACAGAAGUGAAACUAGUAGCAUGAGCUGUGGCAGUAGUCCACACAGUGAUUACGAGGAAGAUGCUGAUGAAUUUGGUAGCAUGGAAGAAUUUGGAGCUCCAUCACUGUCUGUGAAGUAUUCUUUCAGCAAUUUCUCAUUCAAGAACAUAUCUCAGUUAGCAUCAAUGAACUAUGAUCUGAUGACAAAGCAUAACGAGGAUCCUUUACAAUCUUCAAAAUCUUGAUAGUAUGAACUUGAGAGAUUCUCCCAAUAAGGCUGGCUGCAGGCAGGAUCUUCCUCAGCAGUGAACUCCCACUAUUUACAAUGCUUUGGAUGAUGAUAAAUUGAUGACGGGAACUUGCUUAGGUAGACUGAUUCGAGUAAAAUGGCUUGCCUCAGUUUCUCUCUUGUGAGGAAAGAGGGGUAUUUCUUUAUGGAGAAUGCAAUCCAUGAUCCAGAUACAGCGUUGAGCGAUGAACAGUUGCAGGGAAACGCUUAGCUUGCAGAUGCAUUUAAGGUGUGGAUAGGUAGCACAGAUAUCAUAGGAAAAGAAUGGCACCCACUGUUUUGGGCCUUUUGGCACAGUAGGUAUAUCUUCUUCAAAACUUGUGAGUGGUGCAAGAUUGAGUUGUGUGGUAGUUUGGUGCAGUGUUUGCAUCGAUAUUAGGAAAGUCAUGUAUGUUUUACCCUAUUGUAUUCAUUCCCUCUCCUUAUUAUUUGCA
Molecule: messenger RNA, 3672 nt
Organism: Oryza brachyantha (malo sina)
Lineage: Eukaryota; Viridiplantae; Streptophyta; Magnoliopsida; Poales; Poaceae
Product: probable serine/threonine protein kinase IRE
Exons: 17
Coding region: 126-3194 (1022 amino acids)
Biological process (GO): peptidyl-serine phosphorylation; intracellular signal transduction
Molecular function (GO): protein serine/threonine kinase activity; ATP binding
Source: RefSeq, a predicted model, not a curated record